AUGGAGGACCGCCUGCAGCGCCUCGAGGCGCAAGCGCCGAACGAGCAGCCAGAGGACCUGAACAUGUCGGGGUCGCGGUUCUACAAGCGCACCGCGCUCCCCUCUGGGCGCUCGAAGUCCAAAGGCAUGAUGAGCAUGUUCUCGUCUGGGCUUGGGAAGGGAACAGGCAUCGGUCUGGCGGGCACCGUGCCUCCUGCCAGCACAAUGAAAGCGGCCGCCGGCGCGAGCGGGCACAAGAAGCCGCGGCUCGCGCCCCUGGGCUCCAGCCUCACCGGCAAGGCGCCUCCGCCCGUGGUCACCGCGGCCGUCGAGCUCGACGCAGCGGCCCAGAGGGGCGACAGAGGCUCGUCGCACCACCCGAGCAUCUCGGCGCACUCGCGCCUGGAUCCCAUUUCCACAGACGGCCUGCCCGCGAGCAAGCACGGCCUCGUGCCGUCCCCAGGCGCCUUCAUGCGCGGGCCGCCCGUGGCACCGCAGCCGAACCUCGCGACGGCCUCGCUGCACAAGAAGGCUACGCUAGAGCUUCCCCCGGUCGACCAGGCCCGGCGACCCCAGGGGAUCAUGGGUACGCCGAAGCCGGGGGAGCGCAAGGAGCGCCCCGCCAGCCGUGGGGCCCGGGGGGCGCUGGCGCCUGGGCGCGCGACGCACGCGGGCCACACGAGGUCGCUCGACGACGCGCAGGUGGCGAAGCGAGGCUACGAGUCCGUCCUCGAGGGCCCGGCCGAGCCCCAGGAGUCGCAAUACACCUCCAACCGCAGCGGCACGGAAUUCCACACAAGCCUCCCCGUGGCCCCGGACGGCGCCAUCGACGAGGAGGAGCUCAUCCGCCUGCACGAGAUGCACGCCGGGGCCGGCGCGCCCCUGCAGCCGGCGAAGUCCGGGCUCUCCAGGCGCCAGAGCAAGCGCGGCGAGGAGCUGGGCGACCCGGAGGCGGCCCGCUGCGUCGACGCUGAGGACGUGGUCUCGUACUACCUGCGCCACGGCAAGCAGGCGGGCUGCAAGCUGUUCUACCUGAACCCGUCGAGCUUCCCCGCGGACCCGCGGUGGGACCCGUACGCGAUGGAGUGCGUCGUGCAGCGCGAGGCGGCGCCCGAGCACUACACGAUCAGCGCGUCGGGCGUCGUGCACGUCGUUCCGGGCGGCGAGGCGACGUUCCAGGACCUGGGGAGCUUCAUUCGCGAGAGCAAGACCUUCAACUUGAUCAGCAGCAUCCCGUUCUUCCGAAACUAUCUGGUCGCGAAGUUCUUCCGAUUCUGGCGGCUCCAGGUCCGGAACGUCAUCUUCAAGCGCAUGCGCAGCAAGAUCGCGUCGCGGCUGUUCAUCGCGAAGCCGGCGUUCCUGCGGCCCAUCGCGCUCGCGGCCAAGACGCGCACCGUCAUUGCUGAUGCCAACCUCCUCGCGGGCGCCCCCGACGGCGGCGAGCUCACGCACCGCCUGUGGCGCGUCCCCGAGUUCCUCGACGAGAACGACGCGCACCGCCGCAUGGUCCUCGAGUCGUUCAAGGACGAAGUCGAGGAGCUGGGGAGCACGCUGCUGAAGACGUGCCAGGAGGUGUCCGAGGAGGAGACGCACGCGCGGGAGCAGGUCGAGAUCGACACGCACAGCCUGCGCGGCCCGGCCGCCGCGCGGGUGUCGAUUUCGCUGCAGAAGCAGCAGAAGCAGGAGCGCCUGAAGACGUACCACCGGCUGCGCGAGGAGGUCGAGCUGCUGCCGAGCCUGGUGCGCAUGGUGGACUACAUGAUCGCGGCCGCGGGCGUGGAGUGCGCGGCGAACAACGCCGCGGGCCUGGUCACGAUGCUGGAGUCGUUCGAGUGGAAGCCGCCCUCGAUCUACAAGGGCACGUUCGACACGAUCGUGGGCUUCACGGAGCGCGGGGUGACCUUCAGCCCGGACCGCUACGAGUGCGCGGAGGCCAUGGCGGAGAUAUCGGACGGGUUCGUGCAGGUCGCGGGGCUCAUUCCGCGCCCUUUGUUUAUGAAGUAUCUGUCGCCGUUCUUCCCCGAGAGCUACCAGCGGCGGUCGAUCGACGCGCCGGACAUCCUCGGGCAGGCGGUGGCGUUCCAGGAGGACAGCGCGACGGCGGUGGCGCUCGUGAACCAGUCGUUCGACGAGGCCGCGGAGUACGUGAGUUUCCUAGACUCGAAAAUGGACAUGUACCGGUUCGUGACGCAGCACAGGGACAAGUCGCGGCUGCUGCAGACGUACACGGAGCCCCAGGACCUGGUGGAGAUCAUGGUCAAGCUCAAGCAGUGGCUCCGCGGCACCGAGCAGAUCCGGAACUGCCAGGUGCAGGGCGUCCUGUCGGUGGACCUGCGACAGGUCAAGGCCUUCCUGUUCGACCACGCGACGGAGAUCUACGCCACCGCGCGGGACGGCCUGCUCGAGCUCGCGCGCUCGCGCACCGCCACCGCCAUCAAGGAGGUCCAGGGCGCCAUCAAGGACCUCGGAAGGCGGCCCGAGCGGCUGGAGGACUUCGUGGCGUUCUGCACGGCGGUCGAGGGGUACGACAGCGUGAUCCCCAAGCUCCUGGAGCAGGUGCAGCGGACGGACCACGUGUACGAGAUGCUGGCGGCGACGGACUUCAAGCCCGACAUCAAGAAGGACAGCCUGCCGCUCGAGACGCUGCACGAGGCGCGCGGCGAGCUCGAGGAGUCCCUCGAGGCCGCGAACGACUUCAUCGACAAGAACCGCACGCGCAUCGUGCAGCUCGUCGAGCGCGGGCUGUCGGAGGUCGACACCGAGCUCCUGGACGUGGUCACCGAGCUCAACCGCGGGCGGUACGCGGACCCGGACGCGGACCCGGAGGCGCUGCUGGAGACGCUCGAGGACCUGGACGUGACCCUGUCGGCGCUGGCGGAGAAGACGGCGACGCUCAACGGCUACCAGCGCGUUCUCGGGCUGCACGUGUCGGCCAACACCAACCUCGAGCAGGCGCUGCGCGACCUGGCGAUGCGGAACCGCACGUGGGUCGGGAUGUACAAGCUCCGCGCGAUGAUGACGCAGUGGUCGCACGUGGAGAUCCCGGAGCUCGACAUGGAGAGCAUGUCGGUGGUGCUGGAGGAGCUCAUCCACGAGUCGUACAAGCUGUCGAAAAUGCACCGCGACGACCCCGUCGCGCUGCGGCUCGCGGAGGAGGUCGACCGCUUCAAGGUGUUCCAGCCCCUGCUGGAGAUGGUGGCGUCGCCGGCGCUGCAGGACCGGCACUGGAAGGAGAUUUUCGAGAUUCUCGGGCAGGAGCAGACGGGGGCGGGCGCGGCGGGGUUCACGUUCGCGGACCUCGUCGCGGCGGGGCUGCAGGACAAGCAGGAGGAGUGCGAGUCCAUCGUGUCGCUGGCGACCAAGGAAUACAGUGUGCGGCUGAUCCUGGACCGCAUGAUCGAGGAGCUCGGCGCGCUCGAGCUGCACUGCACCCCGUACAAGGACUCCCCGGACCUGCACGUCAUCGGCCAGGUCGACGACAUCCAGCUGGUGCUCGAGGAGCAGGUGAUGAAGGUGCAGAGCAUCAUCGCGUCGCCGUUCAGCGCGGCCUUCAAGGAGGAGGCCCACAAGUGGGAGCAGCUCGUCCUGCGGCUCGAGCUGCUCCUGGAGGAGUGGGUCAAGUGCCAGCAGCAGUGGAUGUACCUGGAGCCCAUCUUCACGAGCGACGACAUCGCGGCGCAGAUGCCCGAGGACCUGCAGAAGUUCCUGCAGGUGCACCAGACGCAGCAGGAGAUCAUGGCCAACGUCGUCGACGACCCCGCGCUGACCUCGGUCGGCGAGCACCCGGAGUACCUCGACACGUUCCAGCACAACAACGUGCUGCUCGAGGACGUGAACAAGGCGCUCGCGGCGUACCUCGACUCGAAGCGGCUGGCGUUCCCGCGUUUCUUCUUCCUCUCGAACGACGAGAUGCUCGAGAUCCUGUCCGAGACGCGCGACCCGACGCGCGUGCAGCCGCACCUGAAGAAGUGCUUCGAGGGCAUUCAGACGCUCGACUUCGAGGGGCGCAACAGGGACAAGGUGGUCACGGCGAUGAACAGCGCCGCGGGCGAGCGCGUGCCGUUCCGCUCGCGCGUGUACACGAAGGACGCGAAGGGCCGCGUGGAGCGGUGGCUGCUCGGGGUGGAGCACGCGAUGAUCGACGCCGUGAUCGAGGAGCACGGGGCCGCCGUGGAGGCGUACCGUUCCAAGGCGCGGUCGGACUGGGUGGUGUCGCACCCGGGGAUGUGCGUGCUGUCGGUCUCGGGGGUGUUCUGGACGCGCGGCGCGGAGACGGCGAUCCUGGAGGGGAGUCUCCCCGGGUACUACACCGAGUGCCACAAGCAGCUGAUGGAGCUGGUCCACAAGGUCCGUGGGGACCUCACCGCGCUCGAGCGCAUCACGAUCGGCGCGCUCGUCGUCCACGACGUCCACGCGCGCGACGUGGUGCAGCUCCUGCAGCGCGAGCGCGUGGCGGCGCUGUCCGAGUUCACGUGGCAGGCGCAGCUCCGGUCCUACUGGGAGGAGGUCGCCGAGGGGAACACGACCGCGGUCGGGCACCGCGCGGGGCGGCAGCAGGUCGAGACGGGCCCGAUCAAGGUGUCGGCGCUGUCGCGCGGCACCAAGCUGGACGACAACGAGCAGAAGCAGACGAUCAACCUGGUUGCGGGGUCCGGCGGGGGUCGCGGGAAGUCUGCGCGCCGCGUCGACGACGGCGAGGGCCCGGAGAUGACGAUGGUGCUGCGGAUGAUGGCGGCCCAGGUGGACUAUGGGUACGAGUAUCUUGGGAAUCAGAACAGGCUGGUGGUCACGCCGCUGACAGACCGGUGCUACCGGACGCUGGUCGGGGCGUAUCAGCUGCACCUCGGCGGCAGCCCCGAGGGCCCCGCGGGCACGGGGAAGACGGAGACGACGAAGGAUCUGGCCAAGGUCGUGGCUCGGCACUGCUUGGUGUUCAACUGCAGCGACUCGCUCGACGUGCACGCCAUGGGCAAGUUCCUCAAGGGCCUCGCCGCGACGGGCGCGUGGGCGUGCUUCGACGAGUUCAACCGCAUCGACAUCGAGGUGCUCUCGGUGGCCGCGCAGCAGAUCAUGGCCAUCCAGAUGGCCGUCGCGGCCAAGCUCUUCUCCUUUGAGUUCGAGGGCAUCGACAUCAUCCUCCAGCCCUCGGUGUGGGUCGCCGUGACGAUGAACCCGUCGUACGCCGGCCGCAACGAGCUGCCGGAGAACCUCAAGGCCCGGUUCCGGACGGUCGCCAUGAUGGUUCCAGACUACAGCCUCAUUGCGGAGAUCAUGCUAUUCUCGGAGGGGUACACGCGGUCGCGGGAGUGCGCGACGAAGCUCGUGCAGUGCUACAAGCUGUGCUCCGAGCAGCUGUCGAGCCAGUUCCACUACGACUACGGCAUGCGCGCCGUCAUCGCCGUGCUGCGCGCGGCGGCCAGCCUGAAGCGCAAGCACCCGACUGUGGACGAGUACCGCCUCAUGCUCCGCGCCCUCAUCGACGUCAACCUCUGCAAGUUCGUCGCCGUCGACAUCCCGCUGUUCCAGGGCAUCGUCGCCGACCUGUUCCCGGACACCAGACCCAUCACCGCCAGCUACGGGCUGCUGAAGACCGCGCUCGUGCGCGCGUGCCAGAGCCUCGACUACCAGCCCUCGGAGGGCUUCUUGUUCAAGAUCAUUCAGCUCUACGAGCUCCUCCUCGUGCGCCACGGGCUGAUGCUGGUCGGGCAGCCCCUGACGGGCAAGUCCGCGGCGUACAAGGUGCUCGCCGAGGCCAUGACGAUCCUCGCGACGGAGCACGGCGAGCAGUGGGCCGACCAGCCGGUCACCACGCACGUCAUGAACCCCAAGGCGAUGGACAUGGGCCAGCUCUUCGGGAGGUUCGACCCCGUGUCACGCGAGUGGCAGGACGGCGUGCUGGCGAUGUGCUUCCGCAACGCCGCGCGCAGCGAGACCCCCGAGCGCCACUGGGUCGUCAUGGACGGCCCCGUCGACGCGCUGUGGAUCGAGAACAUGAACACCGUGCUCGACGACAACCAGAAGCUGUGCCUCAACUCGGGCGAGGUGAUCAAGAUGUCGCGCCAGAUGACCAUGGUCUUCGAGGUCGAGGACCUCUCCCACGCGUCCCCGGCCACCGUCUCGCGCUGCGGGAUGGUGUACUGCGCGCCCACGGGCCUCGGGUGGCGCCCGCUGGUGCUGUCGUGGGUGCAGCAGCUCGGCGACCAGAUCCACAUGCCGCAGACGUACCAGGUCAUGCUCCUCGGCCUCGUGAACAACUACGUUCCCACGGUGAUGCGCUUCGUGCUGCGCGAGGUGCAGCCCGCGGUGCCGUGCAGCGAGGCGUCGCUGGUCCAGACCUUUAUCCGACAGUACACGUCGAUGUGCCAGCACAUGGGGCAGCCCGGGUGGUUCCACAAGCGCGCGGAUCUCGCGCCGAGCAUGGUCCAGAACAUCUUCGUGAUGGCCUGCAUCUGGUCGUUCGGCGCGCUGUGCCACACCGACAACGAGCGCAACAAGUUCUCGCGCAUGCUCCUGUCGCUCUUCAACGACAAGUACCCCAAGGUCGUGGACCCCGACGGGGAGUACUACCGCGACGGCCUCGAGACGUCGAACCUGUCGUCUUGGAAGGACGUGUUGCAGCCGCCACAGAAGAAGCUGGACCAGGAGAUCGGAUUCGACCCGUCGGGCCCGCUGGGGUCGCAGGACCGCGCGUCGCUGGCGCGCACGUCGUCGGCGAUCAUGAACUCGCUGAGCGUGGACAACGUCGCCUCCGACCACCACGCGCGUGAGCCCGGGCUGUACCGCGACGCGGCGGGGUCGCGCUCGCUGAAGCAGCAGAACUCCCUGCAGCGCACCGCGAUCGAUGAGGGCGACGAGGGCGCCGAGAGCGACGAGGACGACUCCCCGUUGUCGCACCUCGCGUCGCUCGCCGCGUCGCAGAACCCCUCGCGGGCCAACUCGAGACGGGCGUCGAUCAAGGACCCGACGGCGAGCAUCGGGCGCGGCGGGCUGAUCACGCAGGCGUCGCUCCCGGCGGUGAACAAGCUGUCGGGCGUGGCAGGGAAGUUCGCGGAGGCCGGGAAGAAGAUUCGGAACAUGAACAAGUUUUCCACCCGGGUGAUCUCGCACGCGCAGCGGCUGUCGCACGCGCAGCAGAAGCACGGCUCGCAGAUGGCGGACGUCGAGGUGAUGAUGGCGGUCGAGGUGAUCAAGGAGGGCGGCCUCGAGGGGCAGGACAGCAGCGCCGUCGACAGCGCGUACCAGCAGUUCCUGUCCAUGCUGGACCAGGUCACGGCGCUGGGGUGCAAGCUCGACGCCGAGAUCAUGGACGCAACGGCCUCCACGGUGUUCGACUGGUGGUUCGACCCCACCAUCAACAACUGGAAGCAGUGGAAGUUCUCCAUGGACCCGCCGCCAGAGUCCACCGGCGGGCGGACGUUCCGCGAGAUCAUCAUCCCCACGGUGGAGCAGGCGCAGGUGGCGUACCUCAUGGGCCUCAGCGUCGAGGGCCAGUCGCCGCUGCUGCUGUCAGGACCGACUGGCGUUGGGAAGUCCAUCUACAUCAAGCAGUUCAUCAAGACGCUGCCCGCGGAGAGCUUCGUGCCGGCCGUGCACAUCAUGUUCUCUGCGCGCACGACCGCCGCGUCGACGCAGGCGGCGAUCGCCGCGAAGCUCGACCGUCGGCGGCGCGGCGUGUUCGGCCCGCCAAUUGGCAAGCGCGCUGUGGUGUUCGUGGACGACCUCUCGAUGCCCCGGCCCGAGGAGUUCGGCGCGCAGCCGCCCAUCGAGCUGCUGCGCAACGUCCUGGACCACAAGGGCUGGUACGGGCAGGACCACUCGUUCUGGUCGAUUGCUGACUGCGUGAUUGUGGGAGCCAUGGUCCCGCCGGGCGGAGCGCGGCACCGCAUGACGGGCCGCUUCCUGCGGCACUUCAACCUCGUCCUGAUGCCCGAGCACCAGCACGGGACCAUGAUGUCGAUCUUCGGGACCCUCCUGAACCUCCACAUCAGCAACGCAAUGGCGCCGGUGCGCGCCAUGGCGCGCACGACGAUCAACGCGACGUUGUCGGUGUUCCGGGCCGCGCAGCGCUUCCUCAUGCCGACGCCCGCGAAGUCGCACUACAUGUUCAACUCGCGCGACGUCGCGCGCGUCAUCGAGGGCCUGACCCUCGCCUCGGUCAACGAGCUCGUCGACACGGCCUGGUGCCGGCUCUGGUGCCACGAGGUGAUGCGCGUGUUCGGCGACCGGCUCGUCGCGGAGGAGGACGUCGCCUGGCUCAAGGACACGGUCGUCGAGGCCAUUUCGCGCGACUUUGCCAUGAAGCUCAACAUCGUCUUCCCCGAGGCGCCGCCGCGGAACGUCAUCGAGGCGCAGCUCCUGGCGAGCGAAGAGGAGUUCAGCGAGGUCAAGCUCCAGCGCGAGAUCCGCCGGUCGGAGCACGCUGCGCUCGAGAAAUGCACCUACGUCGGCUUCGUCGAGCUCGCCGAGGCCGAGGCCGGACAGGGCGUGGGCACCGAGCGGCGGAAGAAGUACGCCGAGCCCAGCGGGGGCUGGGCCGAGGUGUACGACGCCGUGCGGCAGGCCCUCGAGGACUACAACUCCACCCACGCGCGCGCCAAGCUCGACCUGUCGAUCUUCCACUACGCGACGGCGCACCUGGUGCGCAUCACGCGGUCGCUGCAGCUGCACGGCGAGAACAUGAUGCUCAUCGGCGUCGGCGGCAACGGGCGCCGCAGCCUCGCGCGCAUCGCCGCGUUCAUCUGCCACAUGCACUUCAUCGAGCCGGAGGGCGGGCGGGAGUACGGGAUCACGGACUGGUUCGACGACCUGAAGGAGGCGUGCGUGCUGGCGGGCGCCGUCGGGAAACCCGUCGUGCUCUUCGUUCCGGAGUCGAAGAUCCGCGAGGAGGUCUACAUCGAGCACAUUGCCUCGCUGAUGCACUCGGGCGAAGUGCCCAACGUCUUCUCGACCGAGGAGCGCUCGACCGUGCUCGAGCGCAUGCGCGAGAGCCUCCAGGAGGCCGCCGCGCGCGCCGCGGGCACCGCCGUCGGCACCUCGGGCUUCACGGAGCUCGUGGAGAUGGAGACGUACUCCACGUCGGAACUCUGGAGCAAGUUCGUGUCGCGCGUGAAGCGGUACCUCCACGUGGUGCUCAGCCUCAACACGAUCGAGGCGAGCUUCCGCGAGCGUCUGCGGCAGUUCCCGUCCCUGGUGAACUGUUCGAACAUCGACUGGUAUGGCGACUGGCCCGUGGAGGCGCUGCGGUCGGUCGCGAAGCACCGCCUGGAGACGCGGCUGCCGGCGGAGUUCCGGACCGCGAAGGUGCCCGUGCGGGAGCUCAUCGAGCGGCUCAACUCGCUGUACAUCGCGCGGGGCAGCCCGAAGAGGGCCGCGACGCCUACGGCAAAGGUGCCUCCUUCGACUCCGCCCGAGGGGGCUGCGAAGGACGCCGCGGGCGACGCUGGGGCGGAGCCGGCUGCCGAGGCCGAGCUCGAGGCGUCCAGCGACGCCGAAGGCGACGAGGUCGCGGAGGCUCCGGCGCCCGCGGAGUUGGACGCGGACGCGGGGGGUGUCGGGGAAGAGGAGGGCCGCGUGUCGCCGCCGAGGACGAAGAAGGUGGACGUGAGCGCGGCGGUGGUGGAGGUUGUCACGCAGAUGCACACGUACAUGCACGAGAAGGCCUCUGCGCUGCGCUACGAGACGGGCCGCUGGACGUACGUCAUGCCGAGGCACUUCAUCAACCUGCUGGACGCGUUCGGCGCGCUGCUGCUCAAGCGCAAAGAAGAGCUCUCCACGCAGCGGCAGCGCUACACCAGCGGCCUGCAGCACCUCGAGGACGCCAAGGGCGCGGUGAUUUCCAUGCACGGCGAGCUGAGCAAGCUGAAGCCGAAGCUGGAGCGGGCGACGCAGGAGGUGGCGGCGAUCAUGGAGAAGCUCGAGGAGGACCGGAAGAAGGUGGAGGAGAACCACGCGAUGGUCGACAAGGAGGUGGACCGCGCCAACGACAUGGCGCGCGCGGCGGAGGACAUCCGCGCGGAGUGCGAGGAGCGCCUCGCGGAGGCGAUGCCGGCGAUGGAGGCGGCGAUCGCGGCGCUCAACACGAUCAAGCCCGCGGACAUGCGCGUGGUGCAGACGUUUAAGAACCCGCCGAUGCCCAUCAAGCUGGUGCUGGAGGCCGUGCUGGUGCUGCUGGACGUGCCGCCGAUCGUGGUGCCGGACCCGACCGAGUACGGCAAGAAGAUCGUCGACUACUGGACGCCGAGCCUCCGGAUGCUGCAGGACGUGCACCUGAUCGACAAGUUGAAGAACUACGACAAGGACAACAUUCGGAAGGACAUCAUGCAGCGCAUCACGCGGGACUACGUCGCGCUGGAGGACUUCAACCCGGACCGGUGCGCGCGCGCGUCGUCCGCCGUCGAGGGCAUCUGCAAGUGGGUCAUCGCGCUCGAGGUGUACGACCGCAUCGCAAAGGAGGUUGCGCCGCGCCGGGCCGCGCUGAAGGAGGCCGAGGCGGUGUACCAGUCGAAGAUGGAGGUCGUGAACGAGAAGCAGGCGGAGCUGCAGGUCCUCCUGGACGAGAUGAACCGCCUGGAGGCGCGGGCGAAGGAGAUGCAGAUGAAGAGGGACACGCUGGAGCAGGACAUCGCGGACGCGGAGCGGAAGCUGGACCGGGCGGAGCGCUUGAUCACGGGGCUCGCGAGCGAGCAGGAGCGCUGGAAGCGCGAGGCGGACCUGAUCGGGGACCGCCGGAGCUGCAUCGUCGGCGACAUGCUGCUGGCAGCGUCGACGCUGACGUACCUCGGGCCGUACGCGCUGCAGACGCGCAGGGACACGACGCUGCGCUGGCGCGAGGUCAUGCUCAACGAGAACCUGACGCAGUCGAGCGUGCGCGCGUCGCUGUCGUCGAUCCUCGGCGACCCCGUGCGCGUCCUGGAGUGGCAUCUCGCGGGGCUUCCGCGCGACCCGCUGUCGGUCGACAACGCGCUGCUGGUGACGAACGCGCACCGCUGGCCGCUUCUGAUCGACCCCGUGCGGCAGGCCGCGAACUGGAUUCGGAAGAUGGAGCGUCCGCACAACCUCCAGGUGGUGCGGCACGGCUCGCGCGACAUGAUGAUCAAGAUGGAGAACGCGGCGCAGUUCGGGCUGCCCGUCAUGGUCCAGCACGUCGGCGAGUCGCUCGACCCGGCGCUCACCCCGAUCCUCAACGUGGCGCGCCUGUCGCCGGACAACGCGGUGCAGCUGCUGCGCAUCGGCGGCGCGACGAUCGAGCUGAACGCCGGGUUCCGCCUCUACCUCGUGACGGAGCUGAAGAACCCGCACUUCCCGCCGCGCGUGCACGCGGAGACGACGGUGAUCAACUUCGCCAUCACCGAGCAGGCACUGGCCGACCAAAUGACGACCGUCGUGCUCCGCGAGGAGCUCCCGCAGCUGGAGACGCAGCGCAACCAGCUGGUCAUCCAGUCCGCGGAGCACCGGCGGCAGCUGCGCGACAUCGAGGACAACAUCCUGCGCGUGGUCGGCGACGCCGAGGGCAGCAUUCUCGAGGACGAGGCGGCGAUCACCGCGGUGCAGGAGUCCAAGUCGCUCGCGGAGAAGAUCCUGGAGCAGCAGGCGGAGACGGAGGCGACGCAGGAGCAGCUCGAGGACGCGGCGCAGGUCUACACGGGCGUCGGCAACUUUGCCGCCAUGCUGUUCUUCUGCAUCCAGGAGCUCAGCACGCUCGAUCCGAUGUACGAGUACUCGCUGGACUGGUUCUCCGCGCUCUUCGUGUCGUCGAUCACCGAGGCGCGCGCGGGCGUCGCGGAGGGCGCCACGACGGACGAGCGGCUGGGCGCCAUCAAGAGCACUUUUUUGCUCAGCCUCUACCAGAAGACGUGCAUCUCGCUGUUCGCGCGGGACACGCUGAUGCUGGCCUUCCUCAUGUCGCGGCGCAUCCUCGAGAGCCGGAAGGAGCUGACGAAGAAGCAGAUGCAGUUCCUGCUCGUCGGGAGCGAGGGCAUGGCAUCAGCCUACCGCCAGGCGCUGACCGACCACCCGCUGUCGCGCGCGCGGCCGAAGGACGAGGGCGCGGAGUGGGUCACGCCCGCGGUGUGGAGCACGGUGCUGCGCCUGUCUUUGAUCAGCCCGGGCCUGAAGGACCUCCCGCAGGCCAUCAUCGACCACCCGGGGGAGUGGGACGAGGCGCUGCAUCAGUCCCCCAAGUUCGACCGGAAGGUCCUCCCGGGGGUGUUCGGCAUGAAGCUCAAGGCCGCGGACGUCGUCCUGCUCGCGCGCGGGCUGUGCAAGGACAAGCUCCUGCAGACGGUGCGGCAGCUCGUGCUCGAGACGCUGGGGCCCGACUUCGUGGAGACGCCCCCCGUGGACCUGCGGCAGCUGUACGCGGACAGCGCGCCGGACAUUCCGAUGGUGUUCAUCCUCGCGCCGGGCCUGGACGCCGCGAGCGAGGUGUACGAGCUGGCGAACCGCGUGGGCAUGCGGUCGCGCGUGGUCACGGUGAGCCUCGGGCAGGGGCAGGGCGAGAAGGCGGAGGCGGCGAUCCGGAGCGCGCAGGCGGACGGCGGGUGGGUCCUGCUGGCGAACUGCCACCUCGCGACGUCCUGGAUGCCGCGCAUGGAGCAGAUCGUGCAGGGCAUCGACACGGAGUCCUGCAACUCGCAGUUCCGCCUCAUCAUGACGUCGAUGCCCUCGCGCGGCUUCCCGCUGUCGGUCCUGCGCCGGUCGAUCAAGAUCUGCAACGAGCCGCCGCAGGGCAUGAAGGCCAACCUCCAGCGCUGCCUGUCGCUGGACCCGAUUGUGGACGAGGCGUGGUACCAGGAGUGCGCGCACCCGCGCGCGGUGAUGAAGCUCGUGCACGUCCUCGGCGUCCUGCACGCCGUCGUGCAGGAGCGGUCGCAGUACGGCCCCCUGGGCUGGAACCAGCCGUACAAGUUCAGCGACAGCGACCUGCGCAUAUCCGCGGACCAGGCGCGGCAGUUCGCCGGCGACGCGGCGACCGUGCCGUGGGUGACGCUGCGGUACAUGGUCGGCGAGCUCAACUACGGCGGGCGCGUGACGGACGAGAACGACCGCCGCCUGCUCAGCACGCUGGUGGCGUCCAUCAUGCAGCAGGACAUCGUCGACAAGCCCGGGACUCCGUACCUCUGGUCCGAGUCGCCGAUCACGCUCCCCGCCGCGGACAAGCCCGAGGAGUACCGCGCGGCCGUCGAGGCCCUGCGCGUCGACAUCUCGCCAGAAGCCAUCGGGCUGCAUUCGAACGCGGAGAUGGCGCGCGACCUGCUCCAGGCCGACGCGAUGAUCGCGAGCCUGGUCGACAUCACGGUCGGCGCGGCCACGACGGUGUCGCUCGCGCAGCACCAGGAGCUGGAGCAGCAGGUGUAUGUGCAAAUCAAGGACAUUCUGGCGUCGCUCCCGCGGCCGUUCGACAUCGAGAAGCUCCGCGCGCAGUUCCCCGUGGACUACAAGGAGUCGAUGAACCAGACGCUCGUCCAGGAGGCCGAGCGGUACAACGCGCUGCUUGCCGUGGUGGAGUCCUCCCUGACGUCGCUGAGGCUGGCGAUCGAGGGGGUGCAGAUCAUGAGCGAGGGCCUCGAGGAGAUGCUGCAGCACAUGUCGCUGGGCAAGGUGCCCUCGCAGUGGCUCCGGAGCUCGUAUCCCUCGCAGCAGCCCCUUGGCAGCUACGUGAAGGACCUCUUGCAGCGGCUCGAGAUGCUGCGGACGUGGACGACGCAGGGGCAGCCGAAGAUCUUCUGGCUCCCCGGGUUCUUCUUCACGCACGCGUUCCUCACCGCGCUCCUCCAGAACUACGCCCGCCGCCUCGCGAUCCCCAUCGACGAGGUGGCCUUCGACUUCCAGUGCCUGAUGCUCUUCUCGGACCCCGCGGCGCGGCAGAUCACCUCCCCGCAGGACGGCGCGUACAUCCACGGGCUGUUCCUCGAGGGCGCCGCGUGGAGCGUCGACAUGCAUCUCACAGAGCAGCGCCCCAAGAAGCUCCUGUGCGACGCGCCGAUCAUUUGGUUCCGCCCGUGCCGCCCCGAGGACCGGCGGAAGUACCAGCACUACGACUGCCCCGUGUACCGGACGCAGGAGCGCCGCGGGAGCCUCGCGACCACGGGGCACUCGACCAACUUCCUGCUGAGCGUGCGGCUGCCGACGACGGUCGACCCGCACCACUGGGUGCUGCGCGGGGCGUGCAUGAUCUGCACGCCCUCCACGUAG
This is a messenger RNA of Pedinophyceae sp. YPF-701, 14172 nucleotides long. Lineage: Eukaryota; Viridiplantae; Chlorophyta; Pedinophyceae. The record is from the annotation of a GenBank genome assembly.